Molecule: messenger RNA, 999 nt
Organism: Mesitornis unicolor (brown roatelo)
Lineage: Eukaryota; Metazoa; Chordata; Aves; Mesitornithiformes; Mesitornithidae
Gene: RAD23B
Product: RAD23 homolog B (S. cerevisiae)
Exons: 8
Biological process (GO): proteasome-mediated ubiquitin-dependent protein catabolic process; nucleotide-excision repair
Cellular component (GO): nucleoplasm; cytosol
Molecular function (GO): polyubiquitin modification-dependent protein binding; proteasome binding; ubiquitin binding
Source: RefSeq, a predicted model, not a curated record
GCACUGAAAGAGAAGAUUGAAUCAGAAAGGGGGAAAGAUGCUUUUCCAGUAGCUGGCCAAAAACUAAUUUAUGCAGGUAAAAUUCUUAAUGAUGAUACUGCUCUUAAAGAAUACAAAAUAGACGAGAAGAACUUUGUAGUGGUUAUGGUGACAAAACCCAAAGCAGCAGCUGAAGUGACUCAGCAGCCAAGUACUACUACUGCUACAAGCUCAACAACUGCAGCUCCUGCACCAGUCAGUGUGCCAAUCCCUGCUGCUGCCUCUGUGCCAGUUCCUGUUCCCCCAGCACCUGAUGCAGUUGCUUAUGAAUCUGCACCUGAAGAAGAGAUACUAGCAGAAAAACCAUCUGAGGCACCAGCUGCUGUCAGCCCAUUAUCAACUGGCAGUACAACAGGUGAUACAUCUCGAUCAAAUCUUUUUGAGGAUGCUAUAAGUGCACUUGUGACAGGUCAGUCCUAUGACAAUAUGGUGACUGAGAUCAUGUCGAUGGGCUAUGAACGAGAGGAAGUAAUUGCGGCGCUGAGAGCCAGCUUCAACAAUCCUGACAGAGCAGUGGAAUACCUUUUAAUGGGUAUACCUGAAGAUAAUCAGGCUAUGGCUGAACCCCCUCAAGCAGCAAAUGCUGAUGCCUCCCAGUCUUCAGCAAUGGCAGGAGCAGUAGCAACUAUACCUACGGCUACUAGUUCAUUAGGAGGACAUCCACUUGAGUUUUUACGAAAUCAGCCUCAGUUCCAGCAGAUGAGACAAAUUAUUCAGCAAAAUCCCUCGCUGUUACCAGCAUUGCUACAGCAAAUUGGACGGGAAAACCCUCAGCUACUGCAGCAAAUAAGCCAACAUCAGGAACAUUUUAUUCAUAUGUUGAAUGAGCCAGUUCUAGAGCCUCGCCAAGGUUUAAGUGGCAGUGGUGAUGGUGGCAGCAUUGGAGGAAUAGCAGAAGCUGGAAAUGCUCAUAUGAACUACAUUCAAGUAACACCUCAGGAAAAAGAAGCUAUAGAAAGG